AUGAGAGUAACAACCUUCGUGAUCUUGUGCUGUGCACUCCAAUAUGCAUCUUCCAAUUAUAUAAAUAAAAAUGAUAUCAAUGAUGACAAAUUACUACGAAUACUAGAAAACAAUAAUAAUAAAACAAGCUCUGAGAUAAGCGACGAAGAGGGCAAUAUAUAUAAAACAUUAUCGAACUUUGAAAUAAUCGACGACGAUGCAAACUUUGAUGAAAAUAAAGAGGCAAACGUAGAAGUUUUAAAGCUUAUAGUUGAAACAGACAGUUCAGGACGCAAAAGGAUAAUAAAAGAAAAAGAACAAAUACAGAGAGUAUCCGGUGGCAGUAACCAAGUCAUCGUAAACCAAGGUAGCGCUCCAUCUAGCUCUAGGGCCAGCUCAGCCAGUGUCUCAAGCACUUCUGGACAAAAUCUUGGGGUAGGGUAUGGUGGAUUAGGAGGAUUGGGCGCGUCUGCGUCAUCUGGCUCAAAUGUGGCUGUUCUCGGUGGCUUCAACCAAUUGGGUCCUUUCGGCUCCUCGCAACAAUCUGGCUUGGGUGGAUUACUCAACGGCAGUAACCGCGAUAACGGAAAUACAGUAGUGGUAAACGAGAGCGGACCAUCUUCGAGCUCUAGUUCCGCAAGUUCAUCAAGCUCAUCUGGACUCGGAUCUAACGAUGCACAAGGGAUCGGAGCACUUUUGAAUGGUCUUAAUGCAGAACUCCAAAGCGCGAACAUCGCUGCUAACAAUGCACGGGAUUCCGCAGCUACCGCUGCAGCUGCUGCUGCUGCAUCUGCAUCUGGACGCAAUAAUGUAGCCGGCAAUACAGUGAUUCUUAACGACGAAUCUGGCUCGAGCUCCAGCUCGUCGGCCUCUGCGGGAUCAGGUGGUUACGGAAAAGCCUUAGGUGGCCUCGGAUUGGGCGCUGCAUCUGGUGCUUCAGCCUCUGCUUCAUCUAAUGCUGCUGGCUCAGGUGGAAAUAUUUAUAAAAAUGGUUUAGGCAACUCUCUGCUAAACGGUUUGGGUGCCUUGGGUGGAUUAGGAAGCUUGGGCGCAUCUGCUUCAUCUGGCUCGAAUGCCGGUGUUCUCGGUGGCUUCAACCAACUGGGUUCCAUCGGUUCCUCGCAACAAUCUGGCUUGGGUGGAUUACUCAACGGCAGCAACCGCAACAACGAGAAUACAGUAGUGGUAAACGAGAGCGGACCUUCAUCAAGCUCUAGUUCCGCAAGUUCAUCAGGCUCAUCUGGACUCGGAUCUAACGAUGCACAAGAGAUCGGAGUACUUUUGAAUGGUCUUAAUGCAGAACUCCAAAGCGCGAACAUCGCUGCUAACAAUGCACGCAUUGCCGCUGCUACUGCUCAGGCUGCUGCUGCUGCAUCUGCAUCUGGAGUCAAUAACGGAGCUAGCAAUACAGUAGUUCUUAACGAAGGUGGAUCAUCAUCGAGCUCUAGUUCCUCGAGUUCAUCUGGACCCGGAUCAAACGAUGCUCUUCAAGCACAAGAGAUCGAAGCACUUUUGAAUGGUCUUAAUGCAGAACUUCAAAGCGCAAACAUCGCUGCUAAUAAUGCACGGGAUGCCGCGGCUACCGCUGCAGCUGCUGCUGCUGCAUCUGCACCUGGACGUAAAAACGGAGCCGGCAAUACAGUGAUUCUUAACGACGGAUCUGGCUCGAGCUCCAGCUCGUCGGCCUCUGCGGGAUCAGGUGGUUACGGACAAGGCUUAGGUGGCUUCGGAUUGGGCGCUGCGUCUGGUGCUUCAGCCUCUGCUUCAUCUAAUGCUGCCAGCUCAGGUGGAAAUGUUUAUAAAAAUGGUUUUGGCAACUCUCUGCAAAACGGUUUUGGCGCCUUGGGUGGAUCAGGAAGAUUGGGCGCAUCCGCUUCAUCUGGCUCGAAUGCCGGUGUUCUCGGUGGCCUCAACCAACUCGGUCCCUUCGGCUCCUCGCAACAAUCUGGCUUGGGCGGAUUACUCAACGGCAGCAAUCGCAACAACGGAAAUACAGUAGUGGUAAACGAGAGCGGACCAUCUUCGAGCUCUAGUUCGGCAAGUUCAUCAGGCUCUUCUGGACUCGGAUCUAACGAUGCACAAGAGAUCGGAGCACUUUUGAAUGGCCUUAAUGCAGAACUCCAAAGCGUGAACAUCGCUGCUAACAAUGCACGCGCUGCCGCUGCUACCGCUCAGGCUGCUGCUGCUGCAUCUGCAUCUGGACUCAAUAACGGAGCUGGCAAUACAGUAGUUCUUAACGAAGGUGGAUCAUCAUCGAGCUCUAGUUCCUCGAGUUCAUCUGGACCGGGAUCAAACGAUGGUCUUCAAGCACAAGAGAUCGAAGCACUUUUGAAUGGUCUUAAUGCAGAACUUCAAAGCGCAAACAUCGCUGCUAAUAAUGCACGGGAUGCCGCGGCUACCGCUGCAGCUGCUGCUGCUGCAUCUGCAACUGGACGCAAAAACGGAGCCGGCAAUACAGUGAUUCUUAACGACGGAUCUGGCUCGAGCUCCAGCUCGUCGGCCUCUGCGGGAUCAGGUGGUUACGGACAAGGCUUAGGUGGCCUCGGAUUGGGCGCUGCGUCUGAUGCUUCAGCCUCUGCUUCAUCUAAUGCUGCCAGCUCAGGUGGAAAUGUUUAUAAAAAUGGUUUUGGCAACUCUCUGCAAAACGGUUUUGGCGCCUUGGGUGGAUCAGGAAGAUUGGGCGCAUCCGCUUCAUCUGGCUCGAAUGCCGGUGUUCUCGGUGGCCUCAACCAACUCGGUCCCUUCGGCUCCUCGCAACAAUCUGGCUUGGGCGGAUUACUCAACGGCAGCAACCGCAACAACGGAAAUACAGUAGUGGUAAACGAGAGCGGACCAUCUUCGAGCUCUAGUUCGGCAAGUUCAUCAGGCUCUUCUGGACUCGGAUCUAACGAUGCACAAGAGAUCGGAGCACUUUUGAAUGGCCUUAAUGCAGAACUCCAAAGCGUGAACAUCGCUGCUAACAAUGCACGCGCUGCCGCUGCUACCGCUCAGGCUGCUGCUGCUGCAUCUGCAUCUGGACUCAAUAACGGAGCUGGCAAUACAGUAGUUCUUAACGAAGGUGGAUCAUCAUCGAGCUCUAGUUCCUCGAGUUCAUCUGGACCCGGAUCAAACGAUGGUCUUCAAGCACAAGAGAUCGAAGCACUUUUGAAUGGUCUUAAUGCAGAACUUCAAAGCGCAAACAUCGCUGCUAAUAAUGCACGGGAUGCCGCGGCUACCGCUGCAGCUGCUGCUGCUGCAUCUGCAACUGGACGCAAAAACGGAGCCGGCAAUACAGUGAUUCUUAACGACGGAUCUGGCUCGAGCUCCAGCUCGUCGGCCUCUGCGGGAUCAGGUGGUUACGGACAAGGCUUAGGUGGCCUCGGAUUGGGCGCUGCGUCUGAUGCUUCAGCCUCUGCUUCAUCUAAUGCUGCCAGCUCAGGUGGAAAUGUUUAUAAAAAUGGUUUUGGCAACUCUCUGCAAAACGGUUUUGGCGCCUUGGGUGGAUCAGGAAGAUUGGGCGCAUCCGCUUCAUCUGGCUCGAAUGCCGGUGUUCUCGGUGGCCUCAACCAACUCGGUCCCUUCGGCUCCUCGCAACAAUCAAGCUUGGGCGGAUUACUCAACGGCAGCAACCGCAACAACGGAAAUACAGUAGUGGUAAACGAGAGCGGACCAUCUUCGAGCUCUAGUUCCGCAAGUUCAUCAGGCUCUUCUGGACUCGGAUCUAACGAUGCACAAGAGAUCGGAGCACUUUUGAAUGGCCUCAAUGCUGAACUCCAAAGCGCGAAUAUCGCUGCUAACAAUGCACGCGCUGCUGCUGCUACCGCUCAGGCUGCUGCUGCUGCAUCUGCAUCUGGACUCAAUAACGGAGCCGGCAAUACAGUAGUUCUUAACGAAGGUGGACAAGGAUCUACCUUGUCGCCCUCUGCCGGACCAAAUGGUUACGGACAAGGCUUAGGAGCCGGUUUAGGUGGCCUCGGAUUGGGCGCUACAUCUGGUGCUUCAGCCUCUGCUUUGUCUAACGCUGGCGGCUCAGGUGGAAACAUUUAUGGAAAUGGUUUAGGAAACUCUCUACAAAGCGGUUUGGGCGCCUUGGGUGGCGUAGGAGGAUUGGAAUCCGGUGCCUAUGGCAAUUCCGGCGCUGCUUCGGCUGCAUCGUCGUCAUCCUCAACUGGAUCUGGUCUUAAUAGCGGCUACAGCGGCAUCGGUGGAAACCAAGUCAUCUUAAACCAAGUUGGAUCUCCUUCUAGCUCUAGCACCAACUCAGCCAGUACGUCAAGCGCUUCUGGACAGAAUCUUGGUGGUCAAUAUGGUGUAUUAAGAGGAUUGGGCACGUCUGCUUCAUCUGGCUCGAAUGCGGGUGUUAAUAAUGCACGGGAUGCCGCGGCUACCGCUGCAGCUGCUGCUGCUGCAUCUGCACCUGGACGUAAAAACGGAGCCGAAAAUACAGUGAUUCUUAACGACGGAUCUGGCUCGAGCUCCAGCUCGUCGGCUUCUGCGGGAUCAGGUAGUUACGGACAAGGCUUAGGUGGCAUCGGAUUGGGCGCUGCAUCUGGUGCUUUAGCCUCUGCUUCAUCUAAUGCUGCCGGCUCAGGUGGAAAUGUUUAUAAAAAUCGUUUUGGCAACUCUCUGCAAAACGGUUUGGGCGCCUUGGGUGGAUCAGGAAGAUUGGGCGCAUCUGCUUCAUCUGGCUCGAAUGCCGGUGUUCUCGGUGGCCUCAACCAACUCGGUCCCUUCGGCUCCUCGCAACAAUCUGGCUUGGGCGGAUUACUCAACGGCAGCAACCGCAACAACGGAAAUACAGUAGUGGUAAACGAGAGUGGACCAUCUUCGAGCUCUAGUUCGGCAAGUUCAUCAGGCUCUUCUGGACUCGGAUCUAACAAUGCACAAGAGAUCGGAGCACUUUUGAAUGGCCUUAAUGCAGAACUCCAAAGCGUGAACAUCGCUGCUAACAAUGCACGCGCUGCCGCUGCUACCGCUCAGGCUGCUGCUGCUGCAUCUGCAUCUGGACUCAAUAACGGAGCUGGCAAUACAGUAGUUCUUAACGAAGGUGGAUCAUCAUCGAGCUCUAGUUCCUCGAGUUCAUCUGGACCCGGAUCAAACGAUGGUCUUCAAGCACAAGAGAUCGAAGCACUUUUGAAUGGUCUUAAUGCAGAACUUCAAAGCGCAAACAUCGCUGCUAAUAAUGCACGGGAUGCCGUGGCUACCGCUCAGGCUGCUGCUGCAGCAUCUGCAUCUGGACUCAAUAACGGAGCUGGCAAUACAGUUGUUCUUAACGAAGGUGGAUCAUCAUCGAGCUCUAGUUCCUCGAGUUCAUCUGGACCCGGAUCAAACGAUGGUCUUCAAGCACAAGAGAUCGAAGCACUUUUGAAUGGUCUUAAUGCAGAACUUCAAAGCGCAAACAUCGCUGCUAAUAAUGCACGGGAUGCCGCGGCUACCGCUGCAGCUGCUGCUGCUGCAUCUGCAACUGGACGCAAAAACGGAGCCGGCAAUACAGUGAUUCUUAACGACGGAUCUGGCUCGAGCUCCAGCUCGUCGGCCUCUGCGGGAUCAGGUGGUUACGGACAAGGCUUAGGUGGCCUCGGAUUGGGCGCUGCGUCUGAUGCUUCAGCCUCUGCUUCAUCUAAUGCUGCCAGCUCAGGUGGAAAUGUUUAUAAAAAUGGUUUUGGCAACUCUCUGCAAAACGGUUUUGGCGCCUUGGGUGGAUCAGGAAGAUUGGGCGCAUCCGCUUCAUCUGGCUCGAAUGCCGGUGUUCUCGGUGGCCUCAACCAACUCGGUCCCUUUGGCUCCUCGCAACAAUCAAGCUUGGGCGGAUUACUCAACGGCAGCAACCGCAACAACGGAAAUACAGUAGUGGUAAACGAGAGCGGACCAUCUUCGAGCUCUAGUGCCGCAAGUUCAUCAGGCUCUUCUGGACUCGGAUCUAACGAUGCACAAGAGAUCGGAGCACUUUUGAAUGGCCUCAAUGCUGAACUACAAAGCGCGAAUAUCGCUGCUAACAAUGCACGCGCUGCCGCUGCUACCGCUCAGGCUGCUGCUGCUGCAUCUGCAUCUGGACUCAAGAACGGAGCCGGCAAUACAGUAGUUCUUAACGAAGGUGGACAAGGAUCUACCUUGUCGCCCUCUGCCGGACCAAAUGGUUACGGACAAGGCUUAGGAGCCGGUUUAGGUGGCCUCGGAUUGGGCGCUACAUCUGGUGCUUCAGCCUCUGCUUUGUCUAAUGCUGGCGGCUCAGGUGGAAACAUUUAUGGAAAUGGUUUAGGAAACUCUCUACAAAGCGGUUUGGGCGCCUUGGGUGGCGUAGGAGGAUUGGAAUCCGGUGCCUAUGGCAAUUCCGGCGCUGCUUCGGCUGCAUCGUCGUCAUCCUCAACUGGAUCUGGUCUUAAUAGCGGCUACAGCGGCAUCGGUGGAAACCAAGUCAUCUUAAACCAAGUUGGAUCUCCUUCUAGCUCUAGCACCAACUCAGCCAGUACGUCAAGCGCUUCUGGACAGAAUCUUGGUGGUCAAUAUGGUGUAUUAAGAGGAUUGGGCGCGUCUGCUUCAUCUGGCUCGAAUGCGGGUGUUAAUAAUGCACGGGAUGCCGCGGCUACCGCUGCAGCUGCUGCUGCUGCAUCUGCACCUGGACGUAAAAACGGAGCCGACAAUACAGUGAUUCUUAACGACGGAUCUGGCUCGAGCUCCAGCUCGUCGGCCUCUGCGGGAUCAGGUAGUUACGGACAAGGCUUAGGUGGCAUCGGAUUGGGCGCUGCAUCUGGUGCUUUAGCCUCUGCUUCAUCUAAUGCUGCCGGCUCAGGUGGAAAUGUUUAUAAAAAUGGUUUUGGCAACUCUCUGCAAAACGGUUUGGGCGCCUUGGGUGGAUCAGGAAGAUUGGGCGCAUCUGCUUCAUCUGGCUCGAAUGCCGGUGUUCUCGGUGGCCUCAACCAACUCGGUCCCUUCGGCUCCUCGCAACAAUCUGGCUUGGGCGGAUUACUCAACGGCAGCAACCGCAACAACGGAAAUACAGUAGUGGUAAACGAGAGUGGACCAUCUUCGAGCUCUAGUUCGGCAAGUUCAUCAGGCUCUUCUGGACUCGGAUCUAACAAUGCACAAGAGAUCGGAGCACUUUUGAAUGGCCUUAAUGCAGAACUCCAAAGCGUGAACAUCGCUGCUAACAAUGCACGCGCUGCCGCUGCUACCGCUCAGGCUGCUGCUGCUGCAUCUGCAUCUGGACUCAAUAACGGAGCUGGCAAUACAGUAGUUCUUAACGAAGGUGGAUCAUCAUCGAGCUCUAGUUCCUCGAGUUCAUCUGGACCCGGAUCAAACGAUGGUCUUCAAGCACAAGAGAUCGAAGCACUUUUGAAUGGUCUUAAUGCAGAACUUCAAAGCGCAAACAUCGCUGCUAAUAAUGCACGGGAUGCCGUGGCUACCGCUCAGGCUGCUGCUGCAGCAUCUGCAUCUGGACUCAAUAACGGAGCUGGCAAUACAGUUGUUCUUAACGAAGGUGGAUCAUCAUCGAGCUCUAGUUCCUCGAGUUCAUCUGGACCCGGAUCAAACGAUGGUCUUCAAGCACAAGAGAUCGAAGCACUUUUGAAUGGUCUUAAUGCAGAACUUCAAAGCGCAAACAUCGCUGCUAAUAAUGCACGGGAUGCCGCGGCUACCGCUGCAGCUGCUGCUGCUGCAUCUGCAACUGGACGCAAAAACGGAGCCGGCAAUACAGUGAUUCUUAACGACGGAUCUGGCUCGAGCUCCAGCUCGUCGGCCUCUGCGGGAUCAGGUGGUUACGGACAAGGCUUAGGUGGCCUCGGAUUGGGCGCUGCGUCUGAUGCUUCAGCCUCUGCUUCAUCUAAUGCUGCCAGCUCAGGUGGAAAUGUUUAUAAAAAUGGUUUUGGCAACUCUCUGCAAAACGGUUUUGGCGCCUUGGGUGGAUCAGGAAGAUUGGGCGUAUCCGCUUCAUCUGGCUCGAAUGCCGGUGUUCUCGGUGGCCUCAACCAACUCGGUCCCUUCGGCUCCUCGCAACAAUCAAGCUUGGGCGGAUUACUCAACGGCAGCAACCGCAACAACGGAAAUACAGUAGUGGUAAACGAGAGCGGACCAUCUUCGAGCUCUAGUGCCGCAAGUUCAUCAGGCUCUUCUGGACUCGGAUCUAACGAUGCACAAGAGAUCGGAGCACUUUUGAAUGGCCUCAAUGCUGAACUACAAAGCGCGAAUAUCGCUGCUAACAAUGCACGCGCUGCCGCUGCUACCGCUCAGGCUGCUGCUGCUGCAUCUGCAUCUGGACUCAAUAACGGAGCCGGCAAUACAGUAGUUCUUAACGAAGGUGGACAAGGAUCUACCUUGUCGCCCUCUGCCGGACCAAAUGGUUACGGACAAGGCUUAGGAGCCGGUUUAGGUGGCCUCGGAUUGGGCGCUGCAUCUGGUGCUUUAGCCUCUGCUUCAUCUAAUGCUGCCGGCUCAGGUGGAAAUGUUUAUAAAAAUGGUUUUGGCAACUCUCUGCAAAACGGUUUGGGUGCCUUGGGUGGAUCAGGAAGAUUGGGCGCAUCUGCUUCAUCUGGCUCGAAUGCCGGUUUUCUCGGUGGCCUCAACCAACUCGGUCCCUUCGGCUCCUCGCAACAAUCUGGCUUGGGCGGAUUACUCAACGGCAGCAACCGCAACAACGGAAAUACAGUAGUGGUAAACGAGAGUGGACCAUCUUCGAGCUCUAGUUCGGCAAGUUCAUCAGGCUCUUCUGGACUCGGAUCUAACAAUGCACAAGAGAUCGGAGCACUUUUGAAUGGCCUUAAUGCAGAACUCCAAAGCGUGAACAUCGCUGCUAACAAUGCACGCGCUGCCGCUGCUACCGCUCAGGCUGCUGCUGCUGCAUCUGCAUCUGGACUCAAUAACGGAGCUGGCAAUACAGUAGUUCUUAACGAAGGUGGAUCAUCAUCGAGCUCUAGUUCUUCGAGUUCAUCUGGACCCGGAUCAAACGAUGGUCUUCAAGCACAAGAGAUCGAAGCACUUUUGAAUGGUCUUAAUGCAGAACUUCAAAGCGCAAACAUCGCUGCUAAUAAUGCACGGGAUGCCGCGGCUACCGCUGCAGCUGCUGCUGCUGCAUCUGCAACUGGACGCAAAAACGGAGCCGGCAAUACAGUGAUUCUUAACGACGGAUCUGGCUCGAGCUCCAGCUCGUCGGCCUCUGCGGGAUCAGGUGGUUACGGACAAGGCUUAGGUGGCCUCGGAUUGGGCGCUGCGUCUGAUGCUUCAGCCUCUGCUUCAUCUAAUUCUGCCAGCUCAGGUGGAAAUGUUUAUAAAAAUGGUUUUGGCAACUCUCUGCAAAACGGUUUUGGCGCCUUGGGUGGAUCAGGAAGAUUGGGCGCAUCCGCUUCAUCUGGCUCGAAUGCCGGUGUUCUCGGUGGCCUCAACCAACUCGGUCCCUUCGGCUCCUCGCAACAAUCAAGCUUGGGCGGAUUACUCAACGGCAGCAACCGCAACAACGGAAAUACAGUAGUGGUAAACGAGAGUGGACCAUCUUCGAGCUCUAGUUCGGCAAGUUCAUCAGGCUCUUCUGGACUCGGAUCUAACAAUGCACAAGAGAUCGGAGCACUUUUGAAUGGCCUUAAUGCAGAACUCCAAAGCGUGAACAUCGCUGCUAACAAUGCACGCGCUGCCGCUGCUACCGCUCAGGCUGCUGCUGCUGCAUCUGCAUCUGGACUCAAUAACGGAGCUGGCAAUACAGUAGUUCUUAACGAAGGUGGAUCAUCAUCGAGCUCUAGUUCUUCGAGUUCAUCUGGACCCGGAUCAAACGAUGGUCUUCAAGCACAAGAGAUCGAAGCACUUUUGAAUGGUCUUAAUGCAGAACUUCAAAGCGCAAACAUCGCUGCUAAUAAUGCACGGGAUGCCGCGGCUACCGCUGCAGCUGCUGCUGCUGCAUCUGCAACUGGACGCAAAAACGGAGCCGGCAAUACAGUGAUUCUUAACGACGGAUCUGGCUCGAGCUCCAGCUCGUCGGCCUCUGCGGGAUCAGGUGGUUACGGACAAGGCUUAGGUGGCCUCGGAUUGGGCGCUGCGUCUGAUGCUUCAGCCUCUGCUUCAUCUAAUUCUGCCAGCUCAGGUGGAAAUGUUUAUAAAAAUGGUUUUGGCAACUCUCUGCAAAACGGUUUUGGCGCCUUGGGUGGAUCAGGAAGAUUGGGCGCAUCCGCUUCAUCUGGCUCGAAUGCCGGUGUUCUCGGUGGCCUCAACCAACUCGGUCCCUUCGGCUCCUCGCAACAAUCAAGCUUGGGCGGAUUACUCAACGGCAGCAACCGCAACAACGGAAAUACAGUAGUGGUAAACGAGAGUGGACCAUCUUCGAGCUCUAGUUCGGCAAGUUCAUCAGGCUCUUCUGGACUCGGAUCUAACAAUGCACAAGAGAUCGGAGCACUUUUGAAUGGCCUUAAUGCAGAACUCCAAAGCGUGAACAUCGCUGCUAACAAUGCACGCGCUGCCGCUGCUACCGCUCAGGCUGCUGCUGCUGCAUCUGCAUCUGGACUCAAUAACGGAGCUGGCAAUACAGUAGUUCUUAACGAAGGUGGAUCAUCAUCGAGCUCUAGUUCCUCGAGUUCAUCUGGACCCGGAUCAAACGAUGGUCUUCAAGCACAAGAGAUCGAAGCACUUUUGAAUGGUCUUAAUGCAGAACUUCAAAGCGCAAACAUCGCUGCUAAUAAUGCACGGGAUGCCGCGGCUACCGCUGCAGCUGCUGCUGCUGCAUCUGCAACUGGACGCAAAAACGGAGCCGGCAAUACAGUGAUUCUUAACGACGGAUCUGGCUCGAGCUCCAGCUCGUCGGCCUCUGCGGGAUCAGGUGGUUACGGACAAGGCUUAGGUGGCCUCGGAUUGGGCGCUGCGUCUGAUGCUUCAGCCUCUGCUUCAUCUAAUGCUGCCAGCUCAGGUGGAAAUGUUUAUAAAAAUGGUUUUGGCAACUCUCUGCAAAACGGUUUUGGCGCCUUGGGUGGAUCAGGAAGAUUGGGCGCAUCCGCUUCAUCUGGCUCGAAUGCCGGUGUUCUCGGUGGCCUCAACCAACUCGGUCCCUUCGGCUCCACGCAACAAUCAAGCUUGGGCGGAUUACUCAACGGCAGCAACCGCAACAACGGAAAUACAGUAGUGGUAAACGAGAGCGGACCAUCUUCGAGCUCUAGUGCCGCAAGUUCAUCAGGCUCUUCUGGACUCGGAUCUAACGAUGCACAAGAGAUCGGAGCACUUUUGAAUGGCCUCAAUGCUGAACUACAAAGCGCGAAUAUCGCUGCUAACAAUGCACGCGCUGCCGCUGCUACCGCUCAGGCUGCUGCUGCUGCAUCUGCAUCUGGACUCAAUAACGGAGCCGGCAAUACAGUAGUUCUUAACGAAGGUGGACAAGGAUCUACCUUGUCGCCCUCUGCCGGACGAAAUGGUUACGGACAAGGCUUAGGAGCCGGUUUAGGUGGCCUCGGAUUGGGCGCUGCAUCUGGUGCUUUAGCCUCUGCUUCAUCUACUGCUGCCGGCUCAGGUGGAAAUGUUUAUAAAAAUGGUUUUGGCAACUCUCUGCAAAACGGUUUGGGCGCCUUGGGUGGAUCAGGAAGAUUGGGCGCAUCUGCUUCAUCUGGCUCGAAUGCCGGUUUUCUCGGUGGCCUCAACCAACUCGGUCCCUUCGGCUCCUCGCAACAAUCUGGCUUGGGCGGAUUACUCAACGGCAGCAACCGCAACAACGGAAAUACAGUAGUGGUAAACGAGAGUGGACCAUCUUCGAGCUCUAGUUCGGCAAGUUCAUCAGGCUCUUCUGGACUCGGAUCUAACGAUGCACAAGAGAUCGGAGCACUUUUGAAUGGCCUUAAUGCAGAACUCCAAAGCGUGAACAUCGCUGCUAACAAUGCACGCGCUGCCGCUGCUACCACUCAGGCUGCUGCUGCUGCAUCUGCAUCUGGACUCAAUAACGGAGCUGGCAAUACAGUAGUUCUUAACGAAGGUGGAUCAUCAUCGAGCUCUAGUUCCUCGAGUUCAUCUGGACCCGGAUCAAACGAUGGUCUUCAAGCACAAGAGAUCGAAGCACUUUUGAAUGGUCUUAAUGCAGAACUUCAAAGCGCAAACAUCGCUGCUAAUAAUGCACGGGAUGCCGCGGCUACCGCUGCAGCUGCUGCUGCUGCAUCUGCAACUGGACGCAAAAACGGAGCCGGCAAUACAGUGAUUCUUAACGACGGAUCUGGCUCGAGCUCCAGCUCGUCGGCCUCUGCGGGAUCAGGUGGUUACGGACAAGGCUUAGGUGGCCUCGGAUUGGGCGCUGCGUCUGAUGCUUCAGCCUCUGCUUCAUCUAAUGCUGCCAGCUCAGGUGGAAAUGUUUAUAAAAAUGGUUUUGGCAACUCUCUGCAAAACGGUUUUGGCGCCUUGGGUGGAUCAGGAAGAUUGGGCGCAUCCGCUUCAUCUGGCUCGAAUGCCGGUGUUCUCGGUGGCCUCAACCAACUCGGUCCCUUCGGCUCCUCGCAACAAUCAAGCUUGGGUGGAUUACUCAACGGCAGCAACCGCAACAACGGAAAUACAGUAGUGGUAAACGAGAGUGGACCAUCUUCGAGCUCUAGUUCGGCAAGUUCAUCAGGCUCUUCUGGACUCGGAUCUAACAAUGCACAAGAGAUCGGAGCACUUUUGAAUGGCCUUAAUGCAGAACUCCAAAGCGUGAACAUCGCUGCUAACAAUGCACGCGCUGCCGCUGCUACCGCUCAGGCUGCUGCUGCUGCAUCUGCAUCUGGACUCAAUAACGGAGCUGGCAAUACAGUAGUUCUUAACGAAGGUGGAUCAUCAUCGAGCUCUAGUUCCUCGAGUUCAUCUGGACCCGGAUCAAACGAUGGUCUUCAAGCACAAGAGAUCGAAGCACUUUUGAAUGGUCUUAAUGCAGAACUUCAAAGCGCAAAUAUCGCUGCUAAUAAUGCACGGGAUGCCGCGGCUACCGCUGCAGCUGCUGCUGCUGCAUCUGCAACUGGACGCAAAAACGGAGCCGGCAAUACAGUGAUUCUUAACGACGGAUCUGGCUCGAGCUCCAGCUCGUCGGCCUCUGCGGGAUCAGGUAGUUACGGACAAGGCUUAGGUGGCAUCGGAUUGGGUGCUGCAUCUGGUGCUUUAGCCUCUGCUUCAUCUAAUGCUGCCGGCUCAGGUGGAAAUGUUUAUAAAAAUGGUUUUGGCAACUCUCUGCAAAACGGUUUUGGCGCCUCGGGUGGAUCAGGAAGAUUGGGCGCAUCCGCUUCAUCUGGCUCGAAUGCCGGUGUUCUCGGUGGCCUCAACCAACUCGGUCCCUUCGGCUCCUCGCAACAAUCAAGCUUGGGCGGAUUACUCAACGGCAGCAACCGCAACAACGGAAAUACAGUAGUGGUAAACGAGAGCGGACCAUCUUCGAGCUCUAGUUCCGCAAGUUCAUCAGGCUCUUCUGGACUCGGAUCUAACGAUGCACAAGAGAUCGGAGCACUUUUGAAUGGCCUCAAUGCUGAACUCCAAAGCGCGAAUAUCGCUGCUAACAAUGCACGCGCUGCUGCUGCUACCGCUCAGGCUGCUGCUGCUGCAUCUGCAUCUGGACUCAAUAACGGAGCCGGCAAUACAGUAGUUCUUAACGAAGGUGGACAAGGAUCUACCUUGUCGCCCUCUGCCGGACGAAAUGGUUACGGACAAGGCUUAGGAGCCGGUUUAGGUGGCCUCGGAUUGGGCGCUACAUCUGGUGCUUCAGCCUCUGCUUUGUCUAAUGCUGGCGGCUCAGGUGGAAACAUUUAUGGAAAUGGUUUAGGAAACUCUCUACAAAGCGGUUUGGGCGCCUUGGGUGGCUUAGGAGGAUUGGAAUCCGGUGCCUAUGGCAAUUCCGGCGCUGCUUCGGCUGCAUCGUCGUCAUCCUCAACUGGAUCUGGUCUUAAUAGCGGCUACAGCGGCAUCGGUGGAAACCAAGUCAUCUUAAACCAAGUUGGAUCUCCUUCUAGCUCUAGCACCAACUCAGCCAGUACGUCAAGCGCUUCUGGACAGAAUCUUGGUGGUCAAUAUGGUGUAUUAAGAGGAUUGGGCGCGUCUGCUUCAUCUGGCUCGAAUGCGGGUGUUUAUAAUGCACGGGAUGCCGCGGCUACCGCUGCAGCUGCUGCUGCUGCAUCUGCACCUGGACGUAAAAACGGAGCCGACAAUACAGUGAUUCUUAACGACGGAUCUGGCUCGAGCUCCAGCUCGUCGGCCUCUGCGGGAUCAGGUAGUUACGGACAAGGCUUAGGUGGCAUCGGAUUGGGCGCUGCAUCUGGUGCUUUAGCCUCUGCUUCAUCUAAUGCUGCCGGCUCAGGUGGAAAUGUUUAUAAAAAUGGUUUUGGCAACUCUCUGCAAAACGGUUUGGGCGCCUUGGGUGGAUCAGGAAGAUUGGGCGCAUCUGCUUCAUCUGGCUCGAAUGCCGGUGUUCUCGGUGGCCUCAACCAACUCGGUCCCUUUGGCUCCUCGCAACAAUCUGGCUUGGGCGGAUUACUCAACGGCAGCAACCGCAACAACGGAAAUACAGUAGUGGUAAACGAGAGUGGACCAUCUUCGAGCUCUAGUUCGGCAAGUUCAUCAGGCUCUUCUGGACUCGGAUCUAACAAUGCACAAGAGAUCGGAGCACUUUUGAAUGGCCUUAAUGCAGAACUCCAAAGCGUGAACAUCGCUGCUAACAAUGCACGCGCUGCCGCUGCUACCGCUCAGGCUGCUGCUGCUGCAUCUGCAUCUGGACUCAAUAACGGAGCUGGCAAUACAGUAGUUCUUAACGAAGGUGGAUCAUCAUCGAGCUCUAGUUCCUCGAGUUCAUCUGGACCCGGAUCAAACGAUGGUCUUCAAACACAAGAGAUCGAAGCACUUUUGAAUGGUCUUAAUGCAGAACUUCAAAGCGCAAACAUCGCUGCUAAUAAUGCACGGGAUGCCGCGGCUACCGCUCAGGCUGCUGCUGCUGCAUCUGCAUCUGGACUCAAUAACGGAGCUGGCAAUACAGUAGUUCUUAACGAAGGUGGAUCAUCAUCGAGCUCUAGUUCCUCGAGUUCAUCUGGACCCGGAUCAAACGAUGGUCUUCAAGCACAAGAGAUCGAAGCACUUUUGAAUGGUCUUAAUGCAGAACUUCAAAGCGCAAACAUCGCUGCUAAUAAUGCACGGGAUGCCGCGGCUACCGCUGCAGCUGCUGCUGCUGCAUCUGCAACUGGACGCAAAAACGGAGCCGGCAAUACAGUGAUUCUUAACGACGGAUCUGGCUCGAGCUCCAGCUCGUCGGCCUCUGCGGGAUCAGGUGGUUAUGGACAAGGCUUAGGUGGCCUCGGAUUGGGCGCUGCGUCUGAUGCUUCAGCCUCUGCUUCAUCUAAUGCUGCCAGCUCAGGUGGAAAUGUUUAUAAAAAUGGUUUUGGCAACUCUCUGCAAAACGGUUUUGGCGCCUUGGGUGGAUCAGGAAGAUUGGGCGCAUCCGCUUCAUCUGGCUCGAAUGCCGGUGUUCUCGGUGGCCUCAACCAACUCGGUCCCUUCGGCUCCUCGCAACAAUCUGGCUUGGGCGGAUUACUCAACGGCAGCAACCGCAACAACGGAAAUACAGUAGUGGUAAACGAGAGUGGACCAUCUUCGAGCUCUAGUUCGGCAAGUUCAUCAGGCUCUUCUGGACUCGGAUCUAACAAUGCACAAGAGAUCGGAGCACUUUUGAAUGGCCUUAAUGCAGAACUCCAAAGCGUGAACAUCGCUGCUAACAAUGCACGCGCUGCCGCUGCUACCGCUCAGGCUGCUGCUGCUGCAUCUGCAUCUGGACUCAAUAACGGAGCUGGCAAUACAGUAGUUCUUAACGAAGGUGGAUCAUCAUCGAGCUCUAGUUCCUCGAGUUCAUCUGGACCCGGAUCAAACGAUGGUCUUCAAGCACAAGAGAUCGAAGCACUUUUGAAUGGUCUUAAUGCAGAACUUCAAAGCGCAAACAUCGCUGCUAAUAAUGCACGGGAUGCCGCGGCUACCGCUGCAGCUGCUGCUGCUGCAUCUGCACCUGGACGCAAAAACGGAGCCGGCAAUACAGUGAUUCUUAACGACGGAUCUGGCUCGAGCUCCAGCUCGUCGAGUGGACCAUCUUCGAGCUCUAGUUCCGCAAGUUCAUCAGGCUCAUCUGGACUCGGAUCUAACGAUGCACAAGAGAUCGGAGCACUUUUGAAUGGUCUUAAUGCAGAACUCCAAAGCGCGAACAUUGCUGCUAACAAUGCACGCGCUGCCGCUGCUACUGCUCAGGCUGCUGCUGCUGCAUCUGCAUCUGGACUCAAUAACGGAGCUGGCAAUACAGUAGUUCUUAACGAAGGUGGAUCAUCAUCGAGCUCUAGUUCCUCGAGUUCAUCUGGACCCGGAUCAAACGAUGCUCUUCAAGCACAAGAGAUCGAAGCACUUUUGAAUGGUCUUAAUGCAGAACUUCAAAGCGCAAACAUCGCUGCUAAUAAUGCACGGGAUGCCGCGGCUACCGCUGCAGCUGCUGCUGCUGCAUCUGUACCUGGACGCAAAAACGGAGCCGGCAAUACAGUGAUUCUUAACGACGGAUCUGGCUCGAGCUCCAGCUCGUCGGCCUCUUCGGGAUCAGGUGGUUACGGACAAGGCUUAGGUGGCAUCGGAUUGGGCGCUACAUCUGGUGCUUCAUCCUCUGCUUCAUCUAAUGCUGGCGGCUCAGGUGGAAAUGUUUAUAGAAAUGGUUUUGGCAACUCACUGCAAAACGGUUUGGGCGCCUUGAGUGGAUCAGGAAGAUUGGGCGCAUCUGCUUCAUCUGGCUCGAAUGCCGGUGUUCUCAGUGGCCUCAACCAACUCGCUCCCUUCGGCUCCUCGCAACAAUCUGGCUUGGGCGGAUUACUCAACGGCAGCAACCGCAAAAACGGAAAUACAGUAGUGGUAAAUGAGAGCGGACCAUCUUCGAGCUCUAGUUCCGCAAGUUCAUCAGGCUCUUCUGGACUCGGCUCUUACGACGCACAAGAGAUCGGAGCACUUUUGAAUGGCCUUAAUGCAGAACUCCAAAGCGCGAACAUUGCUGCUAACAAUGCACGCGCUGCCGCUGCUACUGCUCAGGCUGCUGCUGCUGCAUCUGCAUCUGGACUCAAUAACGGAGCUGACAAUACAGUAGUUCUUAACGGAGGUGGACAAGGAUCUGGCUCGAGCUUAUUGGACUCUGCGGUAUCAGGUGGUCCGAGACGAGGGGUAGGAGCCGGAUUAGGUGAACUAGGGAAUGUAGCAUCUAGUGCUUCUGCUAAUACAGGAUCAAGCAGACUAGAUCCUCAAAUUGUUAUUAUAAAUAAUAUGGUUGUCUCGUUGUUGAUGUACAAGAAGUUUAUCAAAUGCUACUUCAACCUAGCCCUACGACAGCUGAAGUCUUGGGAUCAGUUAUACUACUGCAAGGAUAGCAGAAAUUGUAGUUUAAGUACCAAAUAA
Molecule: messenger RNA, 17316 nt
Organism: Aricia agestis (brown argus)
Lineage: Eukaryota; Metazoa; Arthropoda; Insecta; Lepidoptera; Lycaenidae
Gene: FIBH
Product: fibroin heavy chain-like
Exons: 4
Coding region: 1-17316 (5771 amino acids)
Source: RefSeq, a predicted model, not a curated record